Venustampulla echinocandica is the source of this 840-nucleotide messenger RNA. RefSeq lists its product as uncharacterized. Bases 1 to 840 code for a protein of 279 amino acids. The record is from RefSeq and is a predicted model, not a curated record. NCBI's taxonomy places the organism in Eukaryota, Fungi, Ascomycota, Leotiomycetes, Helotiales, Pleuroascaceae. The transcript has 2 exons.
AUGCUCAGCAAGUUCAUCCUCGCCGCUCUGGUAGCAUCUCCACUCGUUGCCGCCCAUGGCAAAGUUGCAGUUAUGACAGGCGAUGCCGGUGGAAAUACUACCGCUCUCGGUAUUCAAGGCGGUGUUGUCCCAGGUCCUGGAAAAAAUAAGGUGACUGAAGUCGACACAACGGUCUUCAAGUCCAAUAAAGCCGCGUCUGAUGGCCUUGGAAAGACCUCAGCUGGUCCCAACACACUCGCCGAUAUGACAUCCGUAAUGGCCCAGUCCGGCGACACCCUCCCCCAGGUUUCCCCUGGCGGAUCUCUCUCCGGUACCGUCCACAUUGUCACCACAGAUGGCGCUGGCCCAUACACUGCCGUCAUUGACCCGACUGGAACUGGCGCCUUCGCAUCUGGCACAGAAGCCACAGUUACCCAACAAGUCCCUGGCAAGAAGGGCAACAUUGCCGCUCCCAAGCAACGGAGCCUUAUUGCCCGCACUCUCGUUAAGAUGGGAAUCAUGAAGCGUGCUUCCAAUGUCAACGAGGACUUUCCGUUCGCCGCAACCAUUCCAGCGGGCACCACAUGCACGGGCACUGUUGGUGGCCAGAAUAACGUCUGCCUCGCCAAGAUCGUCAACCCUUCCAACGCCGGUCCAUUCGGCGGAGUGGUUGCCUUCCAGAUGACUGGUGCUGGUGGUGCAUCCACAGCAUCAAAUUCCACUGCUGCCGCGGGCGCCAACACAGCCAACACAGCCAACACUGCUAAGACUGCCAACUCGGCCAGCACUGCUAAGACUGCUAAGGCUGCCAAAGCUGAUAAGAACGCCAGGGCCCCAAUCGGUGCAAAGUUCCGCGCAUGA